AUGGAAAGUGAUAGAGACUUCAAACUCAUGGAGUUGAAGGGGUUUACUGGUGAAGGAGAUGUUGAAGAUCUCCAAGAAUGGAUUUGCCAAUUUGAAAAGCUUAUGGACUAUAAAAGGUUCGAUGAACAUAAGGCUUUCAAAGUAGCACACUUGAAGAUUACUAGAUAUGCUAGUAUUUGGUUCGAAAGUUUGAGGAACAAAAGAAUCAGGGAUGGUGAUCCUAGGAUUGAUACUUGGGACGAAUUGAAGAGACAACUCAAGAAGAGAUUCAUCCCACGUGAAUAUCUUCAAGAACAAUUCUUAAAGCUCAACCAAAUUCAACAAAACUCCAAGAGUGUGGCUGAGUAUACCAAGGAGUUUGAGAGGUUGUGUAUAUUGUGUGAGUUGGACAAGAAAGAAGAGAUGAAGAUUGGACGGUUCAUCACUGGACUAAGGCCUUCCAUAGCCAACAAGGUAGAAACAUCUAACUACAUUUUCUUAGAUGAUAUACUUAGGUUGGCCGAGAGGACCUUAGUUAACUUCCUUGCUCAACAAAAGGAAGAGGAGGAACGUGCCUACCUUGAAGAAGAGGAGGAAAGUAAAGAAGGGGAGUCUGACUUUAAGGACGAUGAGAAGUGGGAUGAUCAAAAGCUCCAAGAGGGUACUCCGGACAAGGAUACCUUAAUUUUGAGGAGACUACUAAGGGUAGAGUCCCAACCAUUGAGGGAAGAAGAAGAGCAAAGGGAGAAUUUAUUUUAUACAAGGGCCUUUGUGAAGAAUAGAGCGUGCAAUCUUAUCAUUGACAGUGGGUUGUGUGUAAAUGUAGCUUCUUCUAAAAUGGUGAACAUCCUCAAAUUACCCACUAGAGAUCAUGCUAAGCCUUAUGCUUUGAAUUGGCUUAAUGAUCAUGAGCCAAUUAAGGUAAAGAAACAAGCACUUGUAGCUUUUUCUAUUGGAGACUACAAGGAUGAGUUGUGGUGCGAUGUUAUUCCCAUGGAUGUUUGUUCUAUCUUGUUGGGAAGACCAUGGCAAUGGGCUAGGAAUGUUAGACAUGCUGGAAAACGCAACAUAUAUUCAGUUAUGGUUGGAAAGAAACGAUAUAGGUUGAAACCACUUCCUCCUAAAGUGGCGCCAACUAAGGAUAUAAGCAAGCCAAAUGUCUUCUUAACAGGAGAUGAGUUUGAGAGGGAGAUUAAUGGUGGUGGCGUAGGGUAUGUUUUGUACCUAAGGGAGGCAACAACACCCAAGGAUCCUCCACAAGAUCCCACCUUAACUAUCCUUGUCAAGGAGUAUGAAGAUGUGUUUCCGGAUGACCUUCCACCGGGGCUUCUACCUAUUAGGGGCAUUGAGCAUGCCAUUGAUUCGGUUCCAGGAACCACUCUCCUAAAUAAGGCUGCAUAUAGAUGCAAUCCUGAAGAAUCUAAGAAGCUACAAAGGCAAGUACAAGAGCUAAUUGAUCGAGGGUAUGUUCGUGAAAGUAAAAGCCCUUGUGCUGUCCCAGCUUUGUUAGUGCCUAAAAAGGAUGGUACUUGGCGUAUGUGUGUGGAUAGUAGAGCUGUAAAUAACAUUAUUAUCAAGUAUAGGUUCACUAUGCCUAGACUAGAUGACAUGUUGGACGAGUUACAUGGCGCUAAAAUCUUCUCCAAGAUUGAUUUGAGGAGUGAAUACCACCAAAUGAGGGUGCGAGAAGGGGAUGAGUGGAAGACUGCUUUUAAAACCAAGCAAGGGUUAUAUGAGUGGAUGGUUAUGCCCUUUGGGUUAUGCAAUGCACCAAGUUCUUUCAUGAGAUUAAUGAACGAGGUAUUACGUCCCUUUAUUAACUCAUUUGUUGUUGAUUAUUUAGAUGACAUCUUGAUUUAUAGUCGAACAAAGGAGUUGCACUUUGAGCAUUUAGAACAAGUCUUUGAAGCUCUGCGUGCGCAACAACUAUAUGGCAAGAUGGAAAAGUGUACAUUCAUGGUUCCUAGUCUUGUCUUCUUGGGGUAUAUUGUCUCAAGUGAAGGGGUACGAGUUGAUCCUUCUAAGGUAGAAGCCAUUUCUUCUUGGCCUGAACCAAAGAAUGCACAUGAUGUGAGAAGUUUUCAUGGGUUGGUAAGCUUUUAUAGGCGUUUUAUUCGCAAUUUUAGCACCAUGGCAGCCCCUCUUACGGAACUUACAAAGAAGGGUGAGUUUGUUUGGACUCACAAUGCAAAGAGGGUCUUUGAAGAAUUGAAAGCUAGCCUAUGUAAUGCACUAGUUCUUGCUUUACCAUGA
Beta vulgaris subsp. vulgaris (sugar beet) is the source of this 2232-nucleotide messenger RNA. RefSeq lists its product as uncharacterized. The coding region runs from base 1 to 2232 and encodes 743 amino acids. The transcript has 2 exons. Lineage: Eukaryota; Viridiplantae; Streptophyta; Magnoliopsida; Caryophyllales; Amaranthaceae. The record is from RefSeq and is a predicted model, not a curated record.